Molecule: messenger RNA, 986 nt
Organism: Maniola jurtina (meadow brown)
Lineage: Eukaryota; Metazoa; Arthropoda; Insecta; Lepidoptera; Nymphalidae
Product: chymotrypsin-2-like
Exons: 5
Coding region: 123-902 (259 amino acids)
Biological process (GO): proteolysis
Molecular function (GO): serine-type endopeptidase activity
Source: RefSeq, a predicted model, not a curated record
UAAAAUCAAGUGUUAGUACUCAAGGAUGCUAUAAAAUAGAUCACUUCAAGAUUUUCAAGUUACACCCGUCUUCCCUGUCUUAGAAUUUUAAACGUUGAAAUAAUUUUAAUACUUUAAAUAAAAUGUGGCAAAAAUUUUUAGUUUAUGUAUUUUCUUACAUGUCCCUUUCACACGGAUUCCUGCUCCCAAAGUCCUUUGAGCCACUACCUCGUAUAGUGGGGGGAGAGGAUGCUCCUGAAGGUGGAGCUCCCUACCAGGCAUCAUUGAGGUCCUUAUUCAACUCACACUUCUGCGGGGGAUCCAUUAUAAGCAAUCGAUGGAUUUUGACAGCUGCUCAUUGUACUGUCGGCCAAUCAGCAUUCGCAAUGAAAGUAGUAGUCGGAACCAACAGCCUCACAAGCGGUGGCGACAAAUAUUCCGUGGAGAGAAUCAUAGUACACGAGGAAUACAAUAGCAUGCUGAUCAGUAAUGACGUCAGCGUGGUCAGAGUGGCCACUGAGAUAGAGUUCAGUGACCUGGUGCAACCUAUAGCGCUGCCUGACAGCAAUACUGAAGGCGGAGCGGAUCUGAUACUGACUGGAUGGGGCAGAAUUUCGUAUCCCGGCAAUCUACCCGACAAGCUGCAAAUCAUCGAGCUGUCUGCGCUGAGCGUGGCCGACUGUCAGAAGAUCUACAGCAACGUCAACCAAGUCUACGACACCCAGAUUUGUUCCUUGACGAAAGCCGGUGAAGGCGCUUGCCAUGGCGAUUCCGGAGGUCCAUUGGUGGAAGACGGCAAGGUCGUUGGUGUGGUCUCUUGGGGAGUACCAUGUGCGAAGGGCUACCCUGACGUCUACUCCAGGGUCUUCGCUUUCAAGGACUGGAUCGUGGAGAAGACUGAAAUUGGUAGUCAAGAAACUUAGAUAUAUAUCAAGAAGGCAGCAUAGUACCUACCUACACUACAAUACAAGUACCUACCUACCUACACACAGUACCUACCUACUUAU